Messenger RNA from Yamadazyma tenuis ATCC 10573, 3852 nucleotides. The record is from RefSeq and is a predicted model, not a curated record. Lineage: Eukaryota; Fungi; Ascomycota; Pichiomycetes; Serinales; Debaryomycetaceae.
AUGCCCGGAGACGAUACAUAUCUUCCAGAACUAAAUCUUCUGGAGAUCGAGGCCUUGAAGGAUGGGCUCAAAUACUUCAAAGUCAGUCAACUUCGAGAGCUUUCUAGAUCUCUAGGUGUCCGCCAGGGUAAGAAGAAAGCUGAAACAAUAGAAAAUAUCAGAGCUAUUAUAGAUCGGUUUCUUAAGCCGUUUGACAAGGUUUCCCUCGUCACCAUUAUCGUCUUGACGGAGAUGUUGAAAGCCAGACCUGAUCUCCCCGUGUUUGCUUCACUUUACCGUGGAUUGGAAACAGGUACUGUGAAUUACCAAUCCACCCUUCAACUGAUAUCAGCCCUUAAAAGUUCAUCAGUGCCGAACUACAGAACUCACCCUACUAAUAUUAAAGCGGUCUCCAAGAAAGCUCCCCCAACAAGGUCGCCUUUUACGUUGGUGUUCGAACCUUCCCCUUUUCAUGAGCUUAUCAAAGACCUUCCAGAAUUUCCUGGUGUUGGUUACGGCUCAGCAACUAGACUGCAAAUUCUUAUGAAUAUUACUUUAUCCCCUGAAGACAGAGAACUACUAAAAGACCCAAGUAACCGAGUGUAUUUGCGAUGUACCAACUUCGACAAGGUCCUGGUCCGCACCUGCUCCAUAGAAUAUCCGGAUAAAAUGGAACUUCUGGUCAACGGUCAGACCAUUAAGGAAUCGGGGGUACGAGGGAUAAAGAAUGUUCCGGGAACUGCUAGGCCUUUUGAUAUUACUGAUCACCUUAAACAGGAGUCGAAUAGCAUUAAACUACUAUUCAUAGAUAAAAACCCCUUCAUGCUCAUCGGGAGUAUCUGCAAGAAAUUCAGUAUCACAGAGGUUCUUCAAAAGUUAAAUAUGAAAAGAAUCCCCAAAGAAGUGGAGAUCCAAAAGAUCAAAGCCAGUCAUGACAACACAGAUGAUGAUAUUUCAGUGGGCAUAGAAAAGGUUUCACUCAAAUGUCCUUUAUCUUAUGCCCGGAUCCGACUUCCAGUAAAGUCUGAACAAUGCGAUCACACUGGAUGUUUUGAUGCAUAUUCAUUUCUUGCUUUACAAGAACAGAUAUCUACCUGGAAAUGCCCGAUCUGUCAAAAGCGUAUUUCAGCGGAGGAGUUGAGAAUAUCUGAAUACUUUGAAGACAUAAUAAAAUCAAGUAAAAUCGAAACUGAAAUGGUUAUGUUAGCAGAAGACGGUGGUUGGAUUGAGCAGAUGCAAGAUGAUGAUGAUAUCUCAGAGACUGAUUCUUCUAAACACAUGGUCAGGGAACCUGCAAAGGAUGAAUCAAUGAUUGAAACUAUUGUCUUAGACAGUGAUGAGUCGGACGAAGAGUCGGCCGAAGAUCCACCUGAAACCGCUUUGCUGGAUGAUUUGGACGACAUUCCGAUUGCUGCAGCGGCCUUUAGACAUGUCCCUAGGGUAAUAUCUGAUGAUGAUGGUGAAGGAAACAUAGAACAACCCACUGAGCUGCCACAUCCAGAUAAAGUGCGUGGUAGUGCCCUUCUGGGUGACCUGCUUGGUGACACACUUUUGGAUGCCCCAGGUCGUCUGGAACAACCUGUUGAGAUGCUUUCUGAUACACCUGCUCCUGCGGCAGAGCUGGAGACCACUCCACAAAACCAGUUUCAGCCUACACAGAGUCCCAGCGAUAUGUCUGUACCCUCUGCUCCAAACACACAAGUGGUUCCACCAGUUCAUCAAGUGUCGGCAACAACACAAAAUAAACUAGCCAAUACGGCUGUCCAUGAUAUCUCGAAGGAAGUGAACACAGGUCAAGUGAAUGAUCUUGCUCCUCUUCCACCACCACCAUUUCCACCACCUGUGCGCUCAAACUCUGGAGAAGGUUCUCAUUUGGCGUCUCAUAUUGUUUCAGGGUCUGAAGCCCCAACUCCAACCCCAGCUUCAGUUAAAGAUUCUAGGCCUGGCCCAGCUCCAAAUCAUGUACAUGUGCCUGCUUCCACCGCUGCUUCAGACCCAGAGAGGAAUGGUACAAUUCAUGAUGAAGGAGUGGAGCUGGAACCUAAUUCCAGCAGACCGCAACAACAUCGUUCAAAGCCAAAGACUCGAUUACCAUCUACGAAAGCAGAAGCAAUUGUUCCGCCAACAAAUCAACUUCAAUUCAACACAGAAGGAAGCACACCUAUGUUGCAGUCAUAUCAAGCUCAAUAUAACAGACAGGCGAGUGCUUCAACUCUGCCACCAAAUCAAUUUCAAUACACCAGGCAUAAUAUUAUGUCCUCAAUCCCUUCAAAUCAGACUCAAUACGACGGACAAGGGAAUCUAUAUAUACCGCCACCAAAUCAGGGACGAAUGGACUGGUUCACAGACCACUCGGGUGGACCUUCAUAUAUCCCUCCUCCAAUAGGGCACUUUGAUAGACCUUCACUCCCUGCACAAGGUUUAUAUUCACUGGCUCAGCGAGUUCCUGGAACCCAAGUUAUCACCAAAAUUUUACCGAGACCUCAGAAUGAGGAUCUCACUAGUGAAGCUCCUAUCGGUAGAGAUACAGGAAAAGAAGUCUCGAACACUGUAGUUGAUCCUCCUACCAAUGAUGAAUAUCGUUCUGAUUAUUCACACAUGCUGCACUACCCACAUGCGUCGCUAGUACCCCGGGCUACAUCAUUGUUUGGGCCGUCAAGCGUUUUACUCUCAGGCCCUAAUAAUCAAAGUCAUAGAACCCGAGAAGAGCAGAUGACUUGCGGGUCAACCCAAAUUCCUAACAGGGCAGAACCGAUGUCUUCGGGUCAAAUAGUGUCCCUUCCGUCUCUCAAUUUAAUGGUCGGAGAAGGUCAAGACAAGCUUUCUACCUCCUUACCCUUACGUCCAAUUCAGUUACCAUCGGAUUCUGUUGCUCAAGUCCACUCCAAUAAUGUAAGAAGUGGUAUCAGAAAUGGAACUAGUUUCCAGAACUUUUCUUCGAGAUCCAGCUCCAUUACCUCCCCCAGCAGCGGUGAAACUGAGGCACAAGCAAAUACUCAGAAGAAAGAAUCAUCGACUCCAAACCACAUGGUAAGAAGCCACCGUUCCUAUAAUUUGAUUUCUAAUAUUUUAUCUGAACAAGACAGACCAUCAACAUCAUCAACAGAAGGACAAAAGGACUUAGUAAUAGCUCAGUCAACCGGUGGUAAUGGUAGAACCACUGGAAAUAGCUCAGCUCAGAAUUUGUCGAAAAACACUGAAAUACCUCCUACAACUCAUCAAGAUGUACCAGAAAACACUGGUUUAUCUUCCGGUGCAUCUCAAGUGCAACUUCUCAAAGAGAAAAUCAGGAGCUAUAAACAAAAUCAGAUUGGUGAUAUAGAUGGUGCUCCAGAGGAUGUAUUCCCUGAACCUUCUCGUAAUACCUCGGGCAAGGGGGCCCAACACGUCAAUCAACCGGCUGAUUCUGCUCAAAGCUCUACCAGUCCAAAAGGUCUUAACGAAAUUGUUUCCACUGAUCCAAAUAGAAAUGGUCCAUCUAAAGGUUCUAAAACUGUCGUUGAGAACAGGGAUGAUUUUGUAUGGGUCGAUGGUGAGUCCAAUGAACCUCCUAGGAUGGCUCCUGUUGCACCUAGUCAAAAGACUCUACCGCACACUUCGAUUAAUAACCAAGUAAUUGAAAACCCAACUAGUGAAAGAAAUGCUGAAAGUAGCAACUAUUCAACUUCAAAGCCUGUUCAAGCUAACUUUUCAAAUAUUAACCCAGUCCAAAAGCACCAAAAUGACCUGGAUAAUGAAGAGGCUAUCACGCCAAUGAAAAAGAAAACCAAAACAAUGGGAUUGUUGGGUAUACAUCUCAGUGAUGACCCUCGUGAUUACUCAAUAUCCCCAUUGAAUGGAAAGGUAGGCGAAAUGAACUUAAAUUCUCCUUGA